Ostrea edulis (European flat oyster) is the source of this 3076-nucleotide messenger RNA. RefSeq lists its product as uncharacterized. Lineage: Eukaryota; Metazoa; Mollusca; Bivalvia; Ostreida; Ostreidae. The transcript has 6 exons. The record is from RefSeq and is a predicted model, not a curated record. Bases 596 to 2812 code for a protein of 738 amino acids.
CUAAUUUAUUACAAUGACCUUGUGUAAUGAGGAAGGAGUAUAAUAGUGUUAUACAUUAUACCUAAAAUGAAGGGGAUUCAUAUUUAACAACCGGUUUGUUGAAAUGAGUAUCAUGUUCACAAGUCGUUACCCCAUUGUACAAUAAUGGGGUACGGCUACCCGAAACUACAUGUAAAGAGAGCGUAAAUAUAUGUUGUCUUCAUUUACAUUUACUUGCAUAACACCAACAAUAUACCUCUUGCUCACCGGUUUAAAAACGUUUCUUUUACGUAUAACUGCUCAUGGAUUUGUGUGCAAAAGUAUUCAGCUAUUGAUUGAUAUUGAUAUUGGGUGUUGUAAUUGAUCUCAGAAGUUUAAACGUCCCUAUCCGAACGAGACGCAUUCGAUCGUGACUAUCUUCAGUGUUCGUACAAGAAGACAUUAAAAACUCCUGUGAGAGGAUAUUUCUUCAUGAAACAGCGUAAAUUUCAUAGAGGAAUGUGAAUUCUUCGCACGUCUCCUGCAUUAGACAGGACAACCAACCAUACCAAUGAAAAUGAACAAGUCCCUUACACCUGAAGAUCCGUAAGGCGUACAGACAGCACCUAUUUUAGAGAUGGCGAGACAGAUUAUUUUCCCCAAGAGUCCAGGAGGAAAGUCUUCUUCAUCAACGGACAGCUAUGCUAUGAAGGAAUCCAAUUUUGGCGAUUGGGGAGUGGGUGGAACACCAUCAUCAGACAGAAGAGUGACGUCCAUGGAUUAUCGAAUAAUGCUUCCCCUACUCCCCUUUCCAAGUGAACCUUUCUUUCUCCCUGGGCAGAUGUGGCAAUCUAGAUUAAUGUUAGACAGACGUUCAUUUCAGACUCAAAAUCCGAAAUAUCAAGAAGAAACAUGUCGUUGCCUUAGAAAUAUAAUUCGUAGAACACAAACAUGUAAAAUGUUUCAACGUCUGGAUGCAAUAGAAACAUUCCUUGAUGCAUUUGUCUUGAAAUUAGAAUUCAAGGGAUUUCCAAUUACUUUACCCAAACCAAAAACCUGCAGUCAAUACAAAACGUAUGAGGACAUCAAUAUGGAAACACCAGCGACAGAAAAGAGCCCAACUGCAUGCAAAGCUUGUAUUCAUCAAGUAAAGAGUGUUGAGAGCGCGUAUUUUGAGUGUGAUUUUAGACAAAAAAUUAAAUUAGCUGCCACCAGAGGAGAUGUUUGGUAUAUCAAGUCUCUUCUCAAUUUUACAUCCCCAGGAAUAAUGAGAAACAUUUGUGGUGAACUUUGUUCUGAGAGACCAGACACAGAUUUUUGCACCAAAGUGAUUGUGGAUACAAUACGAAACAAAUUCUUGAAAUUGUAUAAGGAAAAGUUGAAAAUAGUUCUUAUAUGGACAGGCUAUCGAGUAACAAAUUCAUAUAGAAUUACAAGAGGUAUAGAUACUAUUGUUGUCAUUACAGAAUCAACAACAAAAAACAAACUAAGUGAUACAUUUUGGGGCCUUGAUCUCGUAAUACGUACAAAAGACGAGUGUGAUAAAGAGGCGGAGAGAUUACUCAUACAUGAGAACUUCGAAGUAGAUUCUUUUCAACACAAUUCUGUCGAUUUUAAAAAGAUUGAGAAUAUCUUUCAAUGUCACAGCAAUGUCACGCUAAUAAACACGUCGAGUGUUCGUUCAAAAGGAUACCACACGAAGUCAAGAAAAGUGGUGAAAACGCCAACAAUCGUUAUACACUGCCAAGUGAAAGGCGUGGUCCCUGUUGGGGAGGGUAUUUUCCCUCAAAUUAUAGAUGAUCUUCCGGUUGAUGUUCGUGAGGGUGUUUGCCAUUUUGCUGGAAAAGCACUUAGAUUUAGUGAGGAGAUAAGGACAGAGAAUGUCCAGAAAACAGGAACAGUUGGGUGUUUCCUUGAUCUCGAGAAUCCAAAGAGGAAAGCACUUCUUACAUGUGCACAUGUCGUUCUUCCUACAAAUAUAUUGAAAGAAAAUAAAAGCGCUGAAUAUAUUCGAAGACAAGAGGUUUGUGUUCUUGAUAAGGAAGGUAAGAAAAUAGGCGAAGUUGAAGACACCGUAUUCACGCAUGGGGAUCCCACAGCUACGAGUGUUGACGCAGCCCUUGUAGAAAUCACAGACCGACGUCCUUGUGAUGGCUCUUUCGCCGACGUGUAUUCAUUAAAUCAAUUAGUAGCAGCUGGUUUUUCAGUUCAAGAUCCUCCACAUUUUUCAAAUGGGCAAAUCGAUUUAAUAAGUGGGCAUAAUUUUCGAAAACCUAUUCUGAAAGUGGGAGCAGCAAGUGGAAUUACCCUAGGCUCCUUAAAGAUAGGUAGAAGUAGCGCGCAGAUCAUUGAUGAUGUUGACAUGAAUGUCGACAAUUCUUUCAGGAUAAGAGUGUUUGGUCAACUGGAAGUCAUUCCAAGAAUUGACCCUUCUCAACCACCCGACACAACACAAUGUUUUCUAAACGAUGGUGACUCAGGUGCAAUUGUAUUUGCAAUUACAAGCGAAACCCCCCUUGUUUUGAAAUGUAUCGGAAUGGCCAUUGCAAAAACUUCCUAUGGAUCGUGUUUACUGACCCCGAUAGACAAGAUCUUUGACGAGCUCAAUAUUCCAUACAAUUCUCUGUCAACCUUUUCUGUACCAAGGGGAGUUCUGGAUAAUGAUUCCGAUGGUCUCCGAAACUUGAUUUCAAUGAUAUCUCAACAGCUAACGGAAGUGAAAUCUACAAUGGAUGCCAAUGUUCAGGAUACCAAAAAGGAUCGAGAAGAAAUUAAAGCUGAACUGGGGAAAAUAAAUGACAGAUUAAGCACGGCAGAAUCGGAGAUUCUUUCCAUCAAGAAAGGCGGACAAUAAACAUAAUGAGGCCGACUAGGGUUAUCUAGUAGAUUACAAGAUUGCUUACUGAUUUUAACGGGAUUUGUUUUCACAUGAGACUUCAAUGUAUUGACUUAUUGUUGAAUGUAAAACAAUGUGUACCUGUUUAUAACAUUUGUAGAUUUCCUGUAAAUUGGUUAACCUUAGUAAAUUACUUGCCAAUUUUGCGUAAGAUGCUACUAUUCUUGUUUGUAGAUAGCUAAAAUGCAUUUUACGAAAAUCAUUAAACUAUUAUAAUUGUUA